Glycine soja is the source of this 887-nucleotide messenger RNA. RefSeq names its product cadmium-induced protein AS8. The transcript has 4 exons. The coding region runs from base 168 to 617 and encodes 149 amino acids. The record is from RefSeq and is a predicted model, not a curated record. Lineage: Eukaryota; Viridiplantae; Streptophyta; Magnoliopsida; Fabales; Fabaceae.
CUGUUUUUGUUUUUGUUUUUGUCAAAUUUGUUUUCGCUAAAUAAAACCUAGAAUCCUCUAUGUUUCUUUCUUUCUCCCAACUUGGACUUACUCUUUCCGUUUCUGUCUCGCUUUGUUUUCGUGAGUAACAGUUGGAAACUCGUGUUCAACACACUAUCAUUGUUCUAAUGAUUAUAAAAGGAUUGUUUGGAAGGUACGAAAGAUGGAACCCUGUUCAUCCAACUCAUGGAGCCUUUUGGGGAAUGGGUGUGGGCGUUGGUUGUGGUGUCGGAUGGGGUCCUGGGUUUGGCCCUGAAGUGAUAGGCUAUGUUGGAGCUGGUUGUGGCAUUGGAUUCAAUGUAGGCAUCACUUUUGCUGGUGUUGGAGUUGGCCUACCUGCUAAUUUUAUCUUUGAAGGUCCAUAUAAUGGGGUUAGCUGGAUUGGAAAUUUACCUUGUAUCUCUGACUUGCAAAGAGAAGCCAAUGGAAAAUUGUUUGAAUUUAGGCAAAAGCAUUUAUCAAUAAAGGGAAUUAACUUCUUUGACAAGAAGAACAGCUUGCCUUUGCUCACUUCUGCCAGUAAAAGUAUACAAGCAUUCCGUAACCAAAUAUUCAGCUCUCAUAAAGGGAAAGAUUGAUGACUUCCACCACUGUCAGUUUUGUGCUUACAUUUUUUGACACAUUUUGUAUUUUGUUGGGUCGGAGGCGAAGCUCUUGUUUUCACAGUUAACCAGAUAAUCUAUUAUUGUUCUGCUCUAUCUCUCCCCACAUGGCCACAUUCAAAUUCAGUUGUAUUUUAUAGUCUUGUUACAUGUGUUUCUUCAGAAAAUCUCAGCCAAAUUUUGUAACCAAUAUAUUAAAAGCAUAUUUAUACUAGUAAGAAAUAAGAUUUCCUACUGUGGGAAGAA